AUGGCAAGAAGUUUUGUACAGACGAUCAAUUUGCCUUCUGUGGCUCCUUUGUUGAUUGGUUCCCAACUGAACUGGAUUGAUAUUACUUGUAGUAGCAGCAGAAGACCCACAACCACAACGUUUUCCAUUUCUGCGCAGCCGGAAACUCUGAGGUUGAAUUCGAACAGUUUCACCGGACGGCGUUCGGCCAAUCCAUUUGACAGUUUGGUCGUCCGAUGUGGCGGCGGCGGAGGCAAAAUAAUAGCGUUAGAACCUGUGUUUGAACGCUUUACGGCUAAAGCCAUGCACGGCCAUAAUUAUAAUGAACCAGAGCACAUCUUGUUGGGGUUGGUUCGUGAGGACGUUGUUGGAACUUGUGUUCUUGAGCAAUUAGGUGGCAAUAUGGCGGAAAUCCUGUCCCGAGUGAUAAAAAUGAUGGACAAAAAGGGAGAACCGAAGAGAGAUGCCAGGAUGGAUGAUGUUAAUGUAAUUGAGAAGUAUGGUACAAAUUUGACAGAGCUGGCAAAACAGGGGAAAUUGAAUCCUGUCAUUGGAAGACAGGAACUAAUCGACCGUGUAAUUCGAACGCUCUGUAGACGGUCGAAGAACAUCCCUUUCCUCGCUGGGAAGCAGGGUAUUGGGAAAACAGCUAUUGUUGAGGGUCUUGCUCAAUGGAUUGAAAACGGAGAAGUUCCUGAGAUAAUGCAGGGGAAGAAGCUCUUACUUUGUGGAUUUGAGCUUUUAAUUGUGCUUCUUCUGGUCAUAAAACUGGACAUGCGACUCCUCCUUGCUAGAGAAGAAAAUCGUGAAGAAAGGCUGAAGAAAUUGAUGGAGGAGGUCAAACAAUGUGAUGACAUCAUACUUUUCAUGGAUAAAGCGGAAGCAUAUAUUGGAGCUGAUGAUCGCCAUACAGAAAUUGACGGAGCAGUUCAGGCAGCAAUGAUUUUAAGACGUGCUCUAUUAUGCGGUGAGCUACAGCGUAUUGUGGCGGAUAGUUGGGUCGACAAUGGGGAUCGCCUAGAGAGAGAGAUCGAGCUUCAAGGUCUAGAGAAAUAUGUUGAGCUAAUUGCAGUGCCUGAACUUCCUGUGGAAGAAACUGUUCACAUCUUAAAGGGACUUCGCGAGGAUAUGAGACAUACCACAAUGUACAGUACACAGAUGAGUCUUUGGUCGCAGCAGUCCAGCUCUCACACAAAUAUCUCAGGUCCCUUACCUGUAAUUGUCAUAUUGGCGUCUUUCACUGGGGAUCUUUCCCUUUUAGCAUUUCAUAUUCUCGUGCCUUUUAAAUGUUUACUACAAAUAUCUUACAGGAACCGAUACUUACCUGGUAAAGCAAUCAAUUUGAUGGAUGAUGCUGGUUCUCGUGUUAAAUUUCAUCAAACACUUCGUCAUGCUAAGGUUCCAGAAGAGGUUACAGAUCUACAGAUUGAGCUCGGACAAGUCACCUCAGAUAAGUGUAAAGCUCUUGCAAGUCAAGAUUUUGAAAAGCGUUCGGCCAAGACAUUGGAUAGUCUUAUUCCCCGGUGUGGCGGCGGCCGCGGCACCGGCGAAACCGUUAGAAGUGAUACGUUGGGCUCUUCGGGAAAAUUGCUUGCGAGGCGAAUAAGCCCAGAAGUUAAGUUUACAGAGACAGCCACGAACGUUGUCCUUGAACUUGCUGCCGAUGAGGCAAACCGUUUCGGGCAUAGUUUCAUUGGGCCAGCUUGCCGAACACGGAAAUUGGACCCCUUAAUCGGGAGACAGGAAGAGAUUGAACAUGUCAUUCGAACACUGUGUAGAGUGUCAAAGAACAUCCCUCUCCUCGUCGGAGAAAAUGGUGUCGGAGAAACAACAAUUGUUGAGGGUCUUGCUCAACGCAUUGUAAAUGGUGAUGUUCCUAAGUCACUUCAGGGGAAGAAGGUUGUAAAACUGGACUUAGUACACCUGUUUGCUAGAGAUCAGAAAGUAAGGCUGGAGAAAUUGACUGAGGUCAAACAAAGUGAUGAUACCAUAUUUUUCACCGAUUUGUGUACACUAACAUGCUUUAGGUUUUAUCGUGAGGAUUAUGCUGAAACUAUUUUAGGACCAGCUCUUUCUCUGGGUGAGCUACAGAAUUAUCCACCUCUAGAGCCACAUAUUGAGCCAAUUAAGGUGGAUGAACCUUCUGUUGAUGAAAUCGUUCAGAUUCUAAAAGGGCUUCAAGAGCGAUAUGAAUCUCAUCACAAAGUACGUGAUCGGCCUUUGCCUCGUAAAGCAAUCAACUUGAUAGACGAUGCUGGGUCUCGUGUUAGAUUGCAUCAAACACUUCGUCAUGCCAAGAUCCAAGAGGAGGUUAAAGUGCUGGAAAUUGAGCUUGAAAGUAUCACCUCAGAUAAGCUUGAAGCUCUCCAUAAUCAAGAUUACAAAAAGGCCUCUUCGUUACAUGAUAGAGAAACAGAUCUUAAGGCUGAAAUUUCAGCACUUAACAACAAAGGAAUAACUGUGACUGAAGAGUAUGUUCGAGAUACUCUGUUGCCGGACUAUCAUGUUGAUGCGACUUCCAUAGAUGAAUAA
Molecule: messenger RNA, 2511 nt
Organism: Oldenlandia corymbosa var. corymbosa
Lineage: Eukaryota; Viridiplantae; Streptophyta; Magnoliopsida; Gentianales; Rubiaceae
Source: the annotation of a GenBank genome assembly